Messenger RNA from Xenopus laevis (African clawed frog), 1501 nucleotides. RefSeq lists its product as uncharacterized. NCBI's taxonomy places the organism in Eukaryota, Metazoa, Chordata, Amphibia, Anura, Pipidae. The coding region runs from base 83 to 706 and encodes 207 amino acids. The record is from RefSeq and is a predicted model, not a curated record. The transcript is spliced from 6 exons.
CAAGGGCUGAGCAGCUGCACACGAGCACUUACAGCUGAACUUGCUCACAACUCAUUUACUCACCACAAGCUCACGGAGAAGGAUGGGACCUCACAGGCUCAUGUGCACCCUCCUUACUGCACAGAUACUCACAGUUUCCUGUGGCCCCCACAAUAUGUCCAGUGCUCCCCCAAUAGCCACUCAAGAGGCCAACACGUCUAUGAGCAUAAUAAACAGGAUCAGCCAAGACAAGGACCCAGCCACAAGGGAGCAGAACCUCUCGCAGAGAACUAGUCCCCUGUGCCCAGAGAAUGACAAUUGGUACACAAAGCCUGAGAUUCUGAUUUCUGCAGUGGCCGGAGCGGGGGGUCUUCUUCUCAUUUCCAUUGUCCUCUGUAUCACAAGCUGUUGCCUCUGCAGGAGGAGCCAGAGACUGGGGCAUCAAGAGUGGAAUCCAAUGGAACUGAACCCCCUGUCUCCAGAGAAUCAUGAACUUCCCAGUCUGACACUCCCAAAGAAGGACACAUGUGCUGAAUUAACUUCCCCACCUGAAACUGGGGUAUCUGCCAUGAAGAUCUGCACUUCCAAAACCGAUGUGGAAAACUGCACCUCAAAUGCCGAUUUGGAAAACUGCACCUCAAAUAGUGAGAAUACAGCAGAGGAAGUGGAUGCACCUGAUGAACCUGAACCUUGUUAUCCUCCUCCUCCAGAGCCCUUUACUAUGUGAUAUCAAUGAACAGAACAGAAGAAGAUCAUCUCCAGACAAGCUCUUUUACCCAACACAAGGAAGCCCCAAUCUUAUCCCUUCCCCAUAUCAGAUUGGAUCUGGUUAAAUUACAUAUAAGGUACCAAUAGCCCCACUGUGUCUGAGAUGCACCAAAAAUCUGAUGAGAGCACCUGCUAUCAUACUUCUCCCAUAUUCCUAGGGUCUAACUCACAUCAUACACUUGCCCUGCAACAACUGCUUCUUUAAGAACCAACAAUGGACAGAAUGUUCUAGACUGCCCAUGGAAGAUUAGGUGAGGAACAUUCUCUUUAAUAAGCUCUGAAGCCCAUUGGCCUAGAUAGAUCUUCUCUUGCUCUAGAUCUUUCUACCUGGACUUCAGAUGAUCAGGGAGACGGAGGGAAGAUCUGGAAGGAAACACAAACAUUAGAAGAUGAUUUGGUUCUUUAAUGUUCUUGUUCAUCCCAUGGGCACAGUAGCCAUCUGGGCUUUAUUCACCAAUGGAUCUACAUCAAGUGAAAUUCAGCAAGAUCCCUCUGACAGAGCCAUGGGGCAGAACCUUCUCUAGUGUCCUUCUACCCUUCUCACCCUUGGGGUGUUCUUAACUUUAUCAUCUGGUUAAUAUUUAGGUGUCCCCUUCUAUUCUUUGUAGGUUCUCCAGCAGUUGGCCUAUUAUAGUACCUGGACUUGCAACUCACAGUCACAUUUAUUGUUGCUUGACUGUUACUUUUCAUUUUUUUUUAUCAGUUUAAAGGGAUACUGUCAUGGGGAAAAAAAUGUUUUCAAAAUGAAUCAGUU